AUGCAUGCGGCGCUUGGUCGACACGAUGAACAUAUCGUCCACGAUAGGCCAUCGGUAACUGAUCUGAUGCACAAUUCGCAUGCCGUACUAGAAAAACAAGAAGAUGAGCCGGAUGGCGGCAAUAUGACGGUGCAAUCGCCCAGAUCAAAUCUAAGCGCGCCGGAAAACCAUUUCGGAUCUUCCGACCUUGUGCUGUCGCAGACACCAUUGUUGGAUAAUCAAGUUCAGGGCCUUAUCAAGCUGGAAGACCUUCCCAGCUUACCCGAUGGACCUGACCUGGACCUGAUUGCCUACGAGCUCCGGCACCCCGCUCGCAAGGUGCUCGCGGAUCUAUAUGCUCGUAACGCGAGGUUGAAAGCACGAGCGAUGAAGGCGAAGCGGACUUCACUUGACUUAGAACAGACCAGGUCCGCUGAAAUUGAAUUUCCCCCCAGCCCAUCUAGAGAGCUGGUUCCAAGCACAGAUGCGCACGAGCUCGAACGGUCAUCCGUCAUAUUUAUAAAUGAGGAACCCCACGACAAUGCGUCAGUCUCGGAAACACAGGCGCUUGAAGCUGAGGUCCAUGUCGCAAAAAAGGCAGCCAUAAAAUCGACGAAGGACAAGCAAUGCACGGCGAGGGCCGUAGCAUGGGAUCAGUCGAGCCUGAUUGAUGAGGACCGAGUACGGGCACGGAAGCAGCCGCCGGUGGAAGAGAUUUCUGAAUACCAGAAGGAACUUAUGCGGAGAAUGCGUGCCAUGGGGUUGAUCCUCUCUUGUCGUAUCCAUCGCAGAGCGGCGAACCCUACCUCCGCUCCUACAGCUGCGAAAGAAAAUAGGGGUAUGGUUUCUGCAACUUCGCAGGUGCCAAAUAAGUUGCUCAACAAUCUGAUGAACGCACAACUUCAGCCUGACAAUUUUGCUCCUGGUUCCGUAUCACCUGCUGAUCCACAGCAUCAGAACACUUCUCAACCUUCGGUAUCUGUGGAUGCCGUGCGUGAAGGGGAUAUUUCAAGGUCAGCCAUCAAUGCAGGGAAAUACCAGCAGCAUCUUCGUGAAGGAGGAUAUGUCUCAGCAUCCUUACAGUCUCAAGCGGUUGCAACAAGCCACGCACCAGACCGCGUUAAAGGACCAGUCAUCACUGAUGACGAGGCGUCAGGGAACCAAAACGUAAAUGAUAUUCUGGGAAGCUGGCUUGAUAAAACAGCAAAGGUUGAUCAAAAAGAGAUUGAGGCAGAAGUUUCGGAGGAUGUAGAGAUGCAAGACGUCAAAGGCCGCGAGGAUGCAACCGCGGAAACCUCACCCGUUGCCAAUUCUGGUCCGCUGGUACAGACGCCUCAAUCUGAUGUGGUGAUGGCGGAUCUGCCCCCGACGUCUAACCAAAGCCAUCAAAUGCAACAGCCUUGGUCCUACACCGUCGGAGCAUCAGGAACAGACACACAGCCAUCAAAUCCAACAUUUCGAUUUGACCCUAAAACAGCAGUGACACAAGGCCUAUUGGCGAUGGCCCGAGGCUCUCCAGCAGUGAGUGAUAGUCCGAUUGACGAUGAUGCGUCUUUGUGGACCGAGGAAGAUGAUUCUGCGGGAGCUGAAGACAACGACGCCUCAACCCCAAAGGGCACCGUAACUAAGCCACGCGCUGAAUACCAGAGAAGUUAUCUGCUUGAACAAGACGAGCUGUCAAAUAAGCAGUAUUCUCUUGCAAGAAAUCUAACCGGUCAUCCUGACGUGGAUGAAGCGACCUCGUCAUACGCACCUGCAACUACAACUGUCUCGGCCGGUGUCCAGGAUAAUGGUGCGGGUAAUACUUUGAUGUCCAUUUAUGAGAUCACAGACAAGGCAGUCCAGAUGCCUAAAGGUGACCUCGACAGACCUAAGUAUCUCCAUCUCAUGGCCGCUUGGAUUGACGAGGAAUGGGCCACAUUUCCCGGAAAUGUCACGCCUAGUCACCCAUAUGUUAACGAGAACGACGACUACACUCAUACCAUUGAUGCUUGUCGACACAUCCUGAACAAGACGCCAGUGGCCUGGCCGGAAUCCAUGGAAGAUGCUCAUGGCAAGUGCUUGGUCAUGUUCUGGACUCUCACGCUUAACGCAACAGCAGACAAAGACAACCUCAGGCACAAGUUCGACCGCCUGUGUCGCACGUUGUCGCUGCCCGCCUUCGAAUGGACUAACAACGGCGAUCUCAUCGCUGAGAUGAGGCGGACGAUGGACAUUUUAAAUCUCCUCUUAGGCGACUUCCUGCUCACCAGGAACCAGAUGGCCCCGCUGAAGGCCUUCUGCGAGAAGGAUCACCUGCUGAACGGUACACACCACUUCGAUAACAUUGGACGAGCCAUGUACAGCACGUUCGUCGCCGUGAGAGAUCGAUGGCGGAGCCGGGCUAACUCCGAACUCGACUCCAUGGACAAAGGAGUUGCCGAGGCUAGGUGGAACGUAAAGAAAUGGGUUUUCAACUUGCGCACGUGGAUGAAGUACGAAGACAAGCUGAUCGAGUGGUCGAAGUCUGGCAGUUAAUAAAAAAAAACGGUUUGGAAUGCAUGUGAGGCGUGCGUCGUUUCGUUUCGUCCUUUGAUACCCAUCGUGCUGUUUCUCUGCCGUGUGCAAAACCUAUCAAAA
Messenger RNA from Verruconis gallopava, 2598 nucleotides. RefSeq lists its product as uncharacterized. The coding region runs from base 1 to 2496 and encodes 831 amino acids. NCBI's taxonomy places the organism in Eukaryota, Fungi, Ascomycota, Dothideomycetes, Venturiales, Sympoventuriaceae. The record is from RefSeq and is a predicted model, not a curated record. The transcript has a single exon.